Pseudovirgaria hyperparasitica is the source of this 1637-nucleotide messenger RNA. RefSeq lists its product as uncharacterized. The transcript has 2 exons. The coding region runs from base 190 to 1236 and encodes 348 amino acids. The record is from RefSeq and is a predicted model, not a curated record. NCBI's taxonomy places the organism in Eukaryota, Fungi, Ascomycota, Dothideomycetes, Acrospermales, Acrospermaceae.
CGUAAAGGCGCUGCCCCUCCAAAAACCAGGAACGGGUGGACGAACAGGUCUCCAGCCUUUCUAGUCAUUAUUACGAUCCUCCAGACCUCUCAGACGCGCUCAAAUAGACCUUAAGCGUUUAGUUGAACAGCUUCACUCGCCUGACUCCGAUCUUGUCUAUUUACUGUCUUGUCUGGCGACCAAUGCGCAAUGUCUGACGGUUACUACUUCCCGCUGUUCUGCACAGUCCUAAUGACCCCAGAGGACAUCAAUGAAGUGCUUAAAGCUGCCGCGCGCGAAGAACGGAGAGACAAGAGGCUGAAAAACUCUUGGGUCCUUGUCCUCCUUGAAAAUCAACCUAUCUUUCCCAUGCCCACUACCAUAAUAAGCCGCUUCUACGAAGAUUUCAUCGACUGGAAUAUCUUUGAACUGGGAGACUUCUGCCGAAGACAAUUUGAGCGGACUGGUUUAAUCUCCAGCGAAGAUUUCGCAGUUAUCGAUAAGCGCUCUCUUGAGGAUCAAACGGUUUUGUUCGUUCGAUGGGAGAUUUAUACUCCCGAAGACGACGCGAUACUGCGCAUAGUGUGGGGAGAUGCGACUCCUGAGGACGAGGCAAGACUGAAACGCAUUGUGCGCACUCCAGAGGACGAGGCGCUCUUAAGGAAAGUUCAAGGCAAGGCUACGAUGCAUGAUGAGGCUCUCUUGCAAAGGGCCAAAGAAGACGCACUCCGCGAGGAUCGCCCAGCGCUGGAGACGAUUCAGAUUGCCCAGGACGAAGCAAUAAGAGUGGAUGAAGAUCCCAGGUCAGAUGCCAGUAGACCUGACCAGGUGUUCUUGCGAGCAGUCGCAGAGGAGCAGGCGAAAGAAACACCCGAUGUUCAAGCAGGGGCCGAAAUGAAUCCGAAGCCCAAGAGAGUUGACCCAAUAGAUACAACCAAAGCACAAGCCGCCCCAUAUCUGAAUGGACAGCCAAACACUGGCACAAAGCGGGUGGCUACGCCAGGUCUCCCUGGUCACACUAUAUCUGGUGUGAAGAGAUGGAGUAAGGGCUUCGAGAUGGCCGAGCUGAGCACCCUGAUCACGGGCUCGCCUAUCGAGAGGAAGGACAAUGACGUGGAGAUUAUGGAGGGCUGGAGAACGAUGCGCGUCCCGAUCGAAUCGGCAAUGCGAGAUACCAGCCUAAUCUUUCGUCGUUCCAUAACUGACCUGCUAAAAAUACGAGCACUCUUCGACAGCAACGGUGUCCUUCGAUAUUGACAGCAGUUUAGCCGCCCUGCUACCGCCAAUUGAGUGUAUGGUCGUAUCGGUGAUCGAGCGUACAAUAACUGGAAGGCUACAUGUUUGAAAUUAGCGACCAUGGUUAGAGCGUUCGUACUUGUAUUGUUUGUUGUUACCUGGCAUGAUUUGACCCGUUCAUCGACUUUGGUGCGUUCAGCAGUGGCAUUUCGCAAGUCCUAGGAAAGUUUAUGAAGUACUGGAGUCAAAGUGACGCCUGAUACUAACACUGUCUGUGCUUUUGUAUAGAUCAAGGGUCUAGUCGCUAUCAAUAGCAGUAGCAGUGCUAGUGUCUCAUAGUGCGUGACGCUUCGGUCAUCUACGUCAAAUUUCUAGCAUUGCAGUGUUGCCUUGAGAUCUAGGAUCUUGAUAUACUCAUCUGG